AUGCCUUUUAAAGAUAUAUUAGAAUAUAUCAGAUCAGAUCUGUUGAAAAAAUGUCUAAAGGACAUUUUUCCAUAUUCAUCAAAUAAAAGACUAUUAUCACCAUUAAUUCAUCUAUAUUAUACUCGUCAACAAUUCCUUAUUAAUCCAAAUUAUGACCUUUAUUUUAUUGCCGAUUUUGUUAUACCAACGGCCAGAUUACCAGGCCUAUUUUGCUUAGCGGGUGCAUUUAAAUGUUACGGUCAAACACAAGUAACAUAUUAUGAAGAUGAACCUAAAAAUCGGACAUGUUUUCAGUAUUCCGAUAUAUACAGUCAACGAUUGAAUUAUUCUUUUCCACCGUUUGAAUAUUUAUUUUGUCGACAUGUUAAACCAGGAAACGACUAUUGUAAUGAUAUACAAAACUACUAUCAUUGUCCAUUAUCGAAUGAAUGUAUUUCAAAUUACCGUUUGAAUGACGGUGACGGUAUCCAUCAAUGCCUCGAUGGGACAGAUGAGUAUGGUUUGAGUUUGAACCGAGCAUUAUUUCGAUGCCAAAAAUCGACUGAUCUAACCUGUGAUACUAUUAAACAAUAUUACAGUAACUCAGCUUCACAGUCAUAUGUAAUACCAUUUUCCUCAAUCUGUAAUUCGAUCUGGGACCUGAAAGAUGGAAUUGACGAAAUGUAUUGCCAUGAUUGGUUAUGUCCACAUGGAUUGAUUCAGUUCAAUCAGAUAGAUAGUAAAUGGAACGGCCAGUGUAUAAAUCAAAACUGGUCAUGCGACUACCAAUGGGACUUUGUUGAUGGUAGCGAUGAACUGAAUUUCAAUUGUCUGCGAGGAAACAGAAUUGCUACAUUCGAUGGUGAAUGUCCAGUACCUCUAAACAAUGGAGAUCCUUUAACUAGGCUGAUCGGCGACGGAGUACCACAGUGUCCUGAUGGUAAAGAUGAACGAAACACUCUUGCAUGUCAAGAUGGUUUUCCUGUCGAUGAUCGUUUCCUAUGCACAUUAUCUUCACCUUACGCAUGUAUUGCUCAAAUGUAUGUUUGUGAUGGUAAGAGUGAUUGUCCAAAUUCAGAAGAUGAAUUAGUGUGGUAUUGUCAGUCACGCUUAAACGUAUCCAAACCAACUGCUAGCCUUCCUAAAGAAGAAACGCAGAAAUUUGCUUAUAAUUGUAAUCGUGGUCUUCCAGUGAUGCGUGAUGAAAAAGAACGAUGCCUUUGUCCACCGGACUCGUAUGGAACAUAUUGCGAAAAAACAAAUUAUUGGUUAACAAGUUUAAUUACAGUCGAACGUCUUCGUAUUGUGUUAAGUCCGACUACUGGUGUUGUAACGAGAGAACAAGCGGUUCAUUUACCGAUAGUAUUAGGUAUAGUAACAUUGAUGGUUACAUUUAGUAUGCAUGUUCAUGAAUUAUUUUAUUAUACUAUAAUCAAUGAUCCAAAUUCAUCAUCAACACUGUUACGUAUCACCAAUUAUGAUAAUCGAAUAUGGUCAGUUUAUAAUCGUAUUAAUGUUGUAUCGCAUUAUCUUAUACCUUUUGGUGUACAGUUUACUUCAAUUACAGUCUUGAUCGCUAUGACAACACGUCGUCGUGCACGUACAUCGACAUCAUCAAACUUCAUACAAGUACUUAAAAAACAAUUUCAGCUGAAUAAAGAAUUAUAUGUUACACCAUUUACUAUUAUUCUAAGUUUAACACCACAAGCAGUACUUUCAUUUACUUACGCUUGCACAGAAUUAACUCAAUCAACGUGGCAACGUUAUUCAUUGUUAACAGCGUAUUUCUUGUCAUACGUCCCACAAAUACUCGGUUUUAUUCUUUAUGUUCUACCAUCCAGUGCAUAUAAAGAAGAAUUGUACAAAACAAAGUUUGCAAGAAUUUUACUCAGGUGCCGGAUUAAACAAUGA
This is a messenger RNA of Didymodactylos carnosus, 1890 nucleotides long. Lineage: Eukaryota; Metazoa; Rotifera; Eurotatoria; Philodinida; Philodinidae. The record is from the annotation of a GenBank genome assembly.